UUUGUUUUUAAAUAGCUGAAGAUAAGCAAAGAAACUUGUUCUAUGUAGAAUUAAUUGUAAGAUUAGAAUAUAGAAUAUAGAACGCGAUUAAAGAUCAUUCGAAUACACUUGAUUACGCUUUUUAAAAAAAUUAUUCCACUUACUUUCGAAGAUGGCGCAACGUACGAAUGUGAGAAAGAAAAUAAAACAUUUGAAAGUAGCACGAUGCAUGUCAUCGAUUGAAGUUCGUUGACAACGUAGAUAAUUCGUUGCAACGUUCUUGACUUCCUCUUGACGGAUUAUUAUUGUGUUCGAUCUAAGGAGCCUUGUUCUUUAUUGUGCGAAGAUUCUUUUGUGAUUUGUAAUUCAUUGAGUGCGAUCAAACGAAGCUAACCAAAAUACAGGACGGAAAUUCGAGUAGAACAAUCUUUAGAUUUUGAUUUUUAAAACGACGUUAUACGGUCCAAGUGUUUUUGUUUAAAUUGUUUAACCUGUUCAUUCUUUCCUUUAUUAAAUGGACGAACAAGAAAGCUCGAUUUUAAGUACAAAAGAAGAGUACAUUUCGAAUAAUACGAUUGUGAAUGAUAAAUUUGAAUAUGAGAGUGACACGAGGUCGAUAAAUUUGAAGAAAAAAGAUGUCGAAGUUUUUCGAAAUUCUAAAUUCUUUCGUUGUAUACUCGUUGAUUCCUCGACGAGCAAGUGUUUAAAGGAGAUAGAAUGUGAUGAAGAAAAGGCCGGCAUGAUCGUGUCUUUGUGUCAAACAUCGCCAAGAAAAAAUGAUAUAAAAGAGAAAGAAAGAAAAUCUGAGGAAGAAAGAAAGAAAGAGGAGGAGAACAACAGAAAUCGGUAUAUCUUAGAACAAAACGAGGAGGGAUCCCAGAUGGCGUUGCAGGAAGAUUUCAUGGCGGUCGCGAUGUCAUCGGAAACUUCGACCAAUCAUCGAUUAGCUUCUAAUAUAAGCGGCGAUUUUAAAAAAGGAAACAUGGAUACGUCGAAAAUUCCUCGCGAAAUUAUAAUCAAUCAAGAAAGAAGAUCUUCCAGAGAUGACAAUGAUGACAGACGUGAUUCGAUCGAAACAAACAGCAGCAGUGGAAGUAGUUGUAAUUCUGGUUUUCUUGCCAAGAAAAUAAAACGAAUUAAUCGGACGAUGAGGAAUAAAAAUCGUGGGACUUUCGAAGUUCGGCGGAAUCCAAUGCGAGUUAGUAAGAAAGACAUGGAUAAAAAUUUUCGACGUCCAAGACAGUGUCUCUUGUCGACCAAAAGGAAAGAUCGUUUUGAAAAUUCGAUGUCUAUGAUCUCUAAUCAAACGAAAUCAUCACCUACACCGUAUAUGAAUACGAGAUCGGUGACUCGUAAAAUGUGUAACGUUGGAGCUACUUAUCAAGCACCAACGAUAAGAGACGAGACUCAAUGGAAGGAAUGGCCUGUUCAUGGAAUGCAUGAAAGACCAAUUUUUCAUCCUCAGGUCGGACUUGCAGCUGAAUAUAUAGGACGUUGUUUCGUCAGUUUAGACGGACUUUCUUAUCGAGAAAUCGUUGAUCAAUCUGAGAUAGAAGUGGUCUCAGUAGAUCCCCAUGGCGAAUGGUCAUCGUCCAGUGAAAAGAAACGAGGUAGAAAGAUGAUAACUACGGUCUAUCGAAAGAAUACCGAAGAUAAGAGAAAACGAAAUCAGCAAGAACGUACUUUCUCCGAUACAUCGAAAGAUAAACAAGAAUUUUCAGGAAACUUUCGAAAUUGCAGUAGAAAAUCUUUAGACACGAUCACCCACAGUUCAAGAAAAUCUGCCGAGGAAGAGAACUUUUUAGAAGGAUAUGCGAUUGCUAUGUCUCAAAGCAUUCAGAGUUCUGCUAAUUUUGUUAAAACUAAUUCUUGGUCCGCAACGACACCGACAAUGUUCGUCGCUGAACGACAAAAACCAUCUAAUAAUUUCUACAAUGUUCAAACUUUACACAGCAGUCAAUUGAAAUUUGCCAAUAUACUGCCUAGACCAUCGCCAAAGAGUUCUUUAAUAUUCGUAAGAACUACAGAUACUAAAACUUCUAAUUGUUACUCGACAUCUUCUAAUCAAAUAUUUAAACCAUUCUCUAAUGAGAUUAGCACAACAAAAUUAACAGAUACUGUAAACGACGAGGCAUUGAUGGAAAUGAAUACAAUUUACAAAACUCUUAUACCCAAAGAAGAUUCUUUUUCGAGUUGCGAGAAUUCUUCGAUCAAUGCCAGUAAUUUUUGUAGAAAAGGGAUGAUGAAUUAUGUUAACAAGCCACAGAAUAUUGUAAUGACGAAAUGUCUUUUUACCGCGAGACAAGAGAAACGAGAAAGUAUACACGAUAAUCAAAAUAUUAAAACUGUGAGAAAGAAUUUAAACGAUAGAUCCACAUUAGAAAUAGCAUUGAGAGAAAAUAAAGAUAAGUCUUGUACGACUAGUAACACCCUUGAAAAUUGGUCUACAAACGAAACAUCCGAAAUUGCAAAGAUUCUUUCAGAAUAUAAUAGAAGUAUAGCAAGGAAAUCUACUAUACAGGCGGAAAACUAUACUAUUCCUCUGAAAACUCAAAAACCAAAUAUAUUACGUAACAGUUCAAAAGAUUCGAAAGAGACGAUAUGGAGCAAGGAGGAAAGAAGAAUAGACAUUAACUCCAGAGGAGAUUUUACAGAAAGAAAAGCUAGCAUUAGGUUGCCUCAUGGAAAAUGGAGAAGAUUUCACUUCACGGUGGAAAAAAUAAAAGAUUCGUUGGAUGUCACGGAUCGUACCCAAUCGACGUUUAUUGAGCAUCAACAGGCAACAUUAAAAAAUACCAGAAUUAGCACGAAUAGUAUCAGUACUACCAAUUCUACUCCUCGUCGAGAAAACAGAAGGAAAUCUCAGCUUCCUUACAGAAGUUAUGAGAUGUUGCCUCACGAAGAAACUUCAAAUAUAGUGAAUUCUAUAAAAAAGGAAUGUACGACGACAAAAAUGGAGAAUUCUACAAAAACGCAGUCUUUGCAAGAAUUGUUAGAAAGCACAGCUGUUUUAUACUGUACUACAGCUGGUGGUACUCGUCAAGAAGACUUAGCUGGUUACGUUGAUACGAUGGAUACCACCAAUAAAUCUGUGCAAUGGUUGGAUUCGUGGAAUAAUCAAAUUGUUUAAAAAUUUAUCUUUUUCGUAUUAAGUGAAUGGUCUUGUUACGAUCAUGUUUUUCAUUAUUUUACGUUUACUAUGUUAACUACGAUAUGUAGGUACUUUUUAGUUAUACAAUUAAGUUUAAUUUGCUUUAGAUUCGUUUCAAUAUCAUCCGAUCAAACAUUUAAAAAUACAUACAUUAUACGUGCGAAAGAAUAGUUUUGUAGCAUAUAUCGAUGUUAAGUUAUUAAGAUUAUUACAUAAUAAUAAGUUUCUUUGUAUUACCUAUUUUAAGUAUGAAGACAUAAUUCAUAAAAAAAGGUUAUUGGUAUUACAGAAAUAUUAUUAAAUUUUAUUAGUUUACAUUUAUUUGGAUCGAAAUAGAGAGGAUUAAAACUUAAUGAAAAACUCGACGAUUACAUGCAAAAUAUAUAUGUACGUAAUUAAUAAUAAUAAUUAAUAUCUUAGAAUGUUUUAUUACUAGAUUAGAAAUAUGAUUCUGCAAAAAGGCUUACCCAAAUAUUUUAUCUCUAAUCAUAUAUUUAUUCAAGUCAUUUAAUGGACUUUCUUCUCUUGUAAAAGCUAUGAUUGAUUAAGGUAUAAAAUAUUUGCUUUCGUUCUUGAGA
This is a messenger RNA of Vespula pensylvanica (western yellowjacket), 3708 nucleotides long. RefSeq lists its product as uncharacterized. Bases 494 to 3109 code for a protein of 871 amino acids. Lineage: Eukaryota; Metazoa; Arthropoda; Insecta; Hymenoptera; Vespidae. The record is from RefSeq and is a predicted model, not a curated record. The transcript is spliced from 4 exons.